Messenger RNA from Vicia villosa (hairy vetch), 1059 nucleotides. RefSeq lists its product as uncharacterized. The transcript has a single exon. Lineage: Eukaryota; Viridiplantae; Streptophyta; Magnoliopsida; Fabales; Fabaceae. The coding region runs from base 1 to 1059 and encodes 352 amino acids. The record is from RefSeq and is a predicted model, not a curated record.
AUGUCGACUGAGGAAACUAUAGGUAAUACUGCGGCCGCUUCUGUGAAUGACAAACCAUUCAAGUUUGAGGGAUCUAAUUUCAAACGUUGGCAAGCUAAGAUGAAAUUUUUCUUAACUUUGAAAAAGGUUGCCCACAUUCUGACUGAGGAUAUCCCUGUUGUUCCUUCUGGAUCAACCGACCUAACUAAUGGUAAGUCAACUGCUGAAUCAGACGGAACUUCCAAAAAGUCUGAUAUAGACUCUGCUGCAAAAGCUAAAUCUGUUGCAGAUAACUUACAGCUCCGAAAAGAAAUUUCCCUAUGGCAAGAAUUUGAUUACAUAUGCAAAAUCCACAUUCUGAACAGUCUUGCUGAUCACCUGUAUGAUUACUACAGUAAUUACAAGACUGCCAAACAGGUUUGGGAAGCUCUGCAAAAGAAAUAUGACACUGAAGAAGUUGGUGCAAAGAAAUAUGCUGUAAGCCGCUACUUGAACUACAAAAUGGUGGAUGAUAAGCCAGUGGAAGCUCAAAGCCACGAACUUCAGAAAAUUUCUCAUGAAAUAAUUACUGAAGGUAUGCCUCUAAAUGAACAAUUUCAAAUUGCUGUAAUCACUAACAAACUGCCCCCUGGUUGGAAAGAUUUCAAAAAUGUGCUUUGCCCCAAAACAAAAGAAUUUUUGAUCGAGAGUCUGAUUACUCGCUUCCGAAUUGAAGAGGAAGCUCAGAAACAAGAUCAGAAAGAUGAAGUCUUAGUUGUUUCUAACAACAAAAAGAGAUUUGGUGCGGUUCUGAAGCCUACUGGCAAACCACUAAAGAAUCAGAACCGUAAUGUUGUGAACCGAAUUAAGAAUGGGAAUCCCUCUAGGGCCCCAUCUGCUCCAUUUGCCAGGCAGCAAACACCACCUCAAAGAAAUGACGCUUCGGUUUUCACUUGCAACAAUUGUGGAAAACCGAGUCAUAUGGCAAAAAAAUAUAAGAGCAGGCCUAAACCUGUUGUUGACUCAAAUGCUCAGAUUAACAUGACUGAUGAGCCAUUUGUUGCUAUGAUCACUGAAGUCACACACAGUUGGUGGAAGUGA